CUUAAUUACUUAGCCCUGGUUGUUGAGUCUUAUUAUGGUUAGCAAAUCAAAAACACCUGUUACUCAUCUCUCUGCCAAGUUACAAACACAAACUCCACAACUCCAACUGCCAGCUCUCUAUCAAAGACAAAUAACACACCAACACCAUCUCCAUUGCCAAAGAAGAACCUUCUCUGGUUGUGCCAUUCGACAAAGCAUAACAACAUAUCCACAUUGCUGUCAAAGGAACUUUAAGUGUAAAGAAUGUUUCAGACAACCCUCUCCACUUUUCGGAGGAAACGGCGGCAGCCUGAAUUGAGCUGUGCUCAGCCUCAAAAGGAAAUGAAGUUUAGAGAGGUGACUGUGUACUUGGUGGAGAGAAGAAUGGGUAAAAGCAGGAGAAACUUCCUGGCAGGUUUGGCCAGGUCUAAGGGCUUUUCUGUGGACAACACCUUAAGUAGUAAAGUGACACAUGUUGUAGCAGAGGACACUCCAGCACAUGAGCUCUGGCCAUGGUUACAGGAACACGGCAUUGAAGACCUGGAUAAAAUGAAUGUGCUGGACAUCUCCUGGUUUACACAGAGCAUGAAAGCUGGCCAGCCCAUUCCAGUGGAGGCUCAACAUCGCAUUCGUAAACCGUCUGUGCAGUCGAAGCCAGAAGCAGGUCCGCAAGACAAUCCUUGGUCUACUGUCUCUCAGUACGCAUGCCAAAGAAGGACCACACUGUAUAAUCGUAACAAGAUCCUCACUGAUGCUCUGGAAGUUCUGGCAGAGAACUAUGAGUUCAUUGAGAGUAAAGGUCCGUGUCUGGGCUUCAAGAGAGCUGCGUCUGUACUGAAGAGUCUUCCAGUGCCAAUACGCAGCAUCAACGGCAUAGAGGGACUUCCCUGCCUUGGACCGGAGACCAUGGCUGUUAUACAGGAUAUUUUAGAGUGUGGAUCUUCCUCCAAAGUUGAAGAAGUAUUAACAGAUGAGAGAUAUCAAACUCUGAAGAUUUUUACCAGUGUGUUCGGUGUUGGACCCAAGACAGCAGAGAAGUGGUUUCGCCAAGGCCUGCGCAGCCUGGAACAGAUCGUCUCUGACUCCAGCAUACACUUAAACAGGAUGCAAAGAGCAGGAUUCCAGUAUUAUGAAGACAUCUCAAAGCCAGUAAGCAAAGCUGAGGCCGAGGCAUUGGGUCAGAUAAUAGAGGAGGUUGCCAACUGUGUCAAUCCAGAUAUCACUAUCACUCUGACUGGAGGCUUUCGCAGGGGAAAAGAAUUUGGACAUGAUGUAGAUUUUCUUCUCAGUGUACCUGGGCCUGGUAAAGAGGAUGGACUUCUACCUGCUGUGAUUGACCAAUUCAGGAGUCAGGGCAUUCUCCUUUACUCGGACUUCCAGGAAUCAACCUUUGACCUUAGCAAAUUGCCAAGUCGUCGGUUUGAAGCCAUGGACCAUUUCCAGAAGUGCUUCUUGAUCAUAAAGUUGAAGACGGAGCAGGUGGUUGGUCAGCAGGCAGAGCAGAGAUGUGGGAGAGAAUGGAGGGCAGUGAGGGUGGAUCUGGUGGCACCUCCGGCUGAGCGUUAUGCCUUCGCUCUGCUGGGUUGGAGUGGCUCCACGCAGUUUGAACGAGACCUGAGAAGAUUUGCCCGGCUGGAGCGAAACAUGCUACUGGACAAUCAUGCCCUCUUUGACAAAACUACGAAUACCUUCCUGCAGGCUAAGACAGAGGAGGACAUCUUCACCCAUUUGGGAUUGGACUAUAUUGAGCCUUGGCAGAGGAAUGCUUAGACCUCGUCCUAUUCAUCAAAAGCGUGUGCUUUCCUGCAGCUAAUCUCCCCUCAUAGCACACUAAAAGACUACACAAAUUCAAGACCAUCAAUGAUUUAUUUCACAUAAAAUCCAAAACUGUAAUACUUUGCCAUUAGGAAAGCUUUUUUCCCCCCUCUUUAACACUUGUGCUAAAAUUAAAUUAAAUAUAUUGCAGUAUGUUUGAUGUUAUGUUAUAAAUGAAUAAAAAAAAUUUGGGGUAUGAUUGUGCUAGAAAAGCUAAAAUGUGCAAAUAUAUCUGAUAUAUGUCUCUGCUACGCAGGAACGAGGAUAAGAGAGAGUCAAGGAAAAUGAAUUGCUGUAAUUACCAGCCUAUACAUCAAACCAGAUGAGACCAGACUGUCUAGGACCUCAUGUGGUGAUAAUAAGCACAGGUGGAGUUUAACAGCAGUAUAAGUGAUAUUGGAUUUCACCUUUACUGAGCAUCCUUUACUGAAUUCUAGCAUCCUCAUUACUGUAGAAUAACAGUGCUGGAGGAGGCGUAUGCUGUCUUUUUAAAAGACCACAUAUAUUUAUAAUGCUUUUUACGAGGAUGUGGAGAUUUGGUCACGCAAUAUUACUUAAUCACUUCUCUGUUUUGCAUUACUGAUUAUUUUCAUGUGUAAUACGGCAUGCUAAUAUAACAGUAUUGACUGCAUCUAUGUUGUGUGUCUUGAAGAUAUAAAAUGUCUCCAUAGGAUAGUUAGGAUAGUGUAAUAUUGCAUGUUUGUCUCAGUUGAAAUUACUUAAUUGUACUUAUUGCUAAAUAUAUUUGUUCUUUAGUUUGUAGGCAUUGCUUGUAUAAUGUUGCUUAGUUAUCCUGUCUGGAAUUAGCAUAAUGUGUUCCUAUCUCUUGAUAUAAUUAAACAUUUCUGACUGAUAUCUUUACCACUUAAGCAUGAUGGCUUACGGUAAAUUUCAUUCAACAU
This is a messenger RNA of Tachysurus vachellii, 2696 nucleotides long. RefSeq names its product deoxynucleotidyltransferase, terminal (gene dntt). The transcript has 11 exons. Gene Ontology annotation, molecular function: DNA nucleotidylexotransferase activity; DNA binding; DNA-directed DNA polymerase activity. Gene Ontology annotation, cellular component: nucleus. The record is from RefSeq and is a predicted model, not a curated record. Lineage: Eukaryota; Metazoa; Chordata; Actinopteri; Siluriformes; Bagridae. Bases 244 to 1749 code for a protein of 501 amino acids. Gene Ontology annotation, biological process: double-strand break repair via nonhomologous end joining.